AUGCCGACCCUCGGAUUCCUGAAGAAGAAGCGCACAAAGGACUCGUCGGGCUCCGACUUCACGCCCACCUCGCCCGUCUCCAACACUGCGGGGUUAGGUUCCGCCCUGUCACCACAGCUCUCCAAGAGCAGCAACCUCUUCGCCGAGCCUGAGACAACCUUCACCAACGACUCCGCCCAGUCCUCCGCCACAUCGCCGCCGGCGAGCUCGGGAGGGACAAAGGCCGUGGCGGCGCCGACGAGCAAUAACAAUAACACCUCAAUGAACGCCCAAGCAACGGGCCAGCUGCAGGGCCAGGAUGCCAACGCCAAGACUCAGAACGUGCCCUCCAUCCACAAUCUGAUCCACCCGCCGAACUAUGGCAGCUCCCAGCACACCGACUCCGGCUACGGCAGCAGCACAGACGGCAACGGCAGCGCCCCCGCCCUCAACCUCCCCCAACAACGCGGCAACGCCAACCCCUCCCGCGAGACCAAAGGGAAAUACACCCUGACCGACUUCCAGAUCAGCCGAACUCUCGGCACGGGUUCCUUCGGCCGCGUCCACCUGGUCCAGAGUAAACACAACCAGCGAUACUAUGCCGUGAAAGUGUUGAAGAAGGCGCAGGUGGUCAAGAUGAAGCAGGUGGAGCAUACGAAUGAUGAGAGGCGGAUGCUGCAGCGGUGUAGGCAUCCGUUUCUGAUUACUCUGUGGGGCACAUGGCAGGAUAGCAAGAAUCUGUAUAUGGUCAUGGACUUUAUUGAGGGUGGGGAGCUGUUUAGUCUGUUGCGGAAGAGUCAGCGCUUCCCAAACCCCGUCGCCAAAUUCUACGCCGCCGAAGUCACUCUCGCGUUGGACUACCUCCACAGCAUGAACAUCAUCUACCGCGACCUGAAACCUGAAAACUUACUCCUAGACCGCCACGGCCACCUCAAAAUCACCGAUUUCGGCUUCGCCAAGGAAGUCCCCGACAUCACCUGGACGCUUUGCGGCACACCCGAUUACCUCGCUCCAGAGGUAGUAAGCAGCAAAGGCUACAACAAAUCCGUUGACUGGUGGUCCCUCGGCAUCCUGAUCUUCGAAAUGCUAGCGGGCUUCACCCCGUUCUGGGAUUCCGGCAGUCCUCUGAAAAUCUACGAAAACAUCCUGAAGGGACGGGUGAAGUACCCACCUUAUAUCCACCCCGAUGCGCAGGAUUUGUUGAGUAAACUGAUCACGGCGGAUCUUACUAAAAGACUGGGGAAUUUGCAUGGGGGGAGCAGGGAUGUGAUGACGCAUGCGUGGUUUGCGGAGGUGACGUGGGAGCGGUUGUCGAAGAAGGAUAUCGAUGCGCCGUAUGUGCCGCCCGUGAGGGGUGGGGUGGGCGAUGCGAGUUUGUUUGAUAAGUAUCCGGAGGAGACGGAGGCUUAUGGGCAGGGGGGAAGUGAUGAGCAUGGGAAGCUGUUUCCUGACUUCUAG
This is a messenger RNA of Recurvomyces mirabilis, 1437 nucleotides long. Its product is annotated as cAMP-dependent protein kinase catalytic subunit. The transcript has 3 exons. Gene Ontology annotation, molecular function: ATP binding; protein serine/threonine kinase activity. Gene Ontology annotation, biological process: protein phosphorylation. Lineage: Eukaryota; Fungi; Ascomycota; Dothideomycetes; Mycosphaerellales; Teratosphaeriaceae. Gene Ontology annotation, cellular component: nucleus. The record is from RefSeq and is a predicted model, not a curated record. The coding region runs from base 1 to 1437 and encodes 478 amino acids.